AUGUUCGGUGCACUGAAUAGGUUCAUCUCACGGCUCGAUGCAGAACCAUUACCGCAGGCGCAAGCACAGCAGAGCAACGACAGUUCUUAUGGCUUCCAGAUCCUGCGCAAUACUAACCCAGAUGUCAACCUUGAGCCGUGGUUUGAUUUCGUUGUCGGCCUGAAUGGGCACCAUAUUGAUUCACCUGACCCUUCCCUCUUCCUGACUGAAGUACGAAACUGUGCAGGAGCACAGUGCUCUUUCGAGAUAUGGAGUGCGAAAGGCCAACGAACAUACACUCUUCCCAUUCCAAUUCCACAUGACCUUCAAUCAUUGGGAUUAACCUUGCAACUUGCACCCUUGGACUCGACCCAGAACAUCUGGCACGUGCUUACAAUCCCCUCAUCACUUUCACCAGCACAUCAAGCAGGUCUACUACCACAUAGCGAUUACAUUUUAGGCUCGCCGAGUGGAGCAUUGAGAGGAGAAGGAGCACUAGGAGAGCUGGUAGAGGACCAUCUAAACAGAAGUCUCACAUUAUGGGUCUACAACUCAGAGUUUGAUGUGGUUCGUGAAGUAGAAUUGAUACCGAGAAGAGGCUGGGGAGGUGAAGGUGCUCUGGGAGCUGUUCUAGGCUAUGGAGCGCUGCACAGGCUUCCACUCGGCCUAGGCGAAGAAGUCCAGGGACCUGGAGAGAAUAUGUUCGACGCGGAACGAAAGAGUAUCGAAACUUUCAGCGAGAAGACUGUCCAGCCUGAACUCUUUUCUCCUCAGUCUUUGAAUGCUGUGGCUCAGCCUCCCAUGUUGAGUUCGAAUACUGCUCCGCCACCAAUGAUGAAUCCGAAUGCCGCACCUGCCAAAGCUGCAGGUGGCAGAACCAAGAAGGCGAGACAUGCUGCCGUUCCAGGAUUUGACGACAUGUUCAACGAGGGAGCGAAGAAGAGCGCAGAGCAGGAUCAUAUCCCGUCAAGAAAGGGCACGCCUGCAGCUCCACCUCCACCUCCUAGGAAGGAUUCAUCUGUACCACAACAGCCAGACGCCCCUGUUGCGGAUGAUGAUCUGGGUGAACCUGGAGAAGCUGAAGUCACUUGA
Molecule: messenger RNA, 1071 nt
Organism: Lithohypha guttulata
Lineage: Eukaryota; Fungi; Ascomycota; Eurotiomycetes; Chaetothyriales; Trichomeriaceae
Exons: 2
Coding region: 1-1071 (356 amino acids)
Biological process (GO): Golgi organization
Cellular component (GO): Golgi apparatus
Molecular function (GO): protein binding
Source: RefSeq, a predicted model, not a curated record